Molecule: messenger RNA, 2003 nt
Organism: Acomys russatus (golden spiny mouse)
Lineage: Eukaryota; Metazoa; Chordata; Mammalia; Rodentia; Muridae
Gene: Trim65
Product: tripartite motif containing 65
Exons: 6
Coding region: 56-1621 (521 amino acids)
Biological process (GO): positive regulation of autophagy
Molecular function (GO): metal ion binding; protein binding
Source: RefSeq, a predicted model, not a curated record
GCACUGGCAGCCUCGGUCCCUUUAAGAGGCCUCCACACGGGACCUCGCUUCCGCCAUGGCCGCUCAACUGCUGGAGGAGGACCUGGUGACUUGCUCCAUUUGCCUAGGUCGCUACCGCGACCCGGUGACACUGCCCUGUGGGCACAGCUUCUGCGGGAACUGCAUCCAGAACUCCUGGCGCUGCUGCGACAAGACGUGCCCAGAGUGUCGCCAGCCCUUCCCCGAGGGAGCCAAGCUCUGCCGCAACGUGACACUGAGCACCUUGCUGAAGGCGCUGCCCGGCGUGCUGCAGGCGCUGCCCGCCGCCGUCCCGCGCCCUGAGCCCGGCGCAGGCCACCGCGCACUCUGCCCACGCCACGGGAGACCGCUCGAGUUCUUCUGCCGCACCGAGGGCCUCUGCGCGUGCAGCGCUUGCACAGUGCACGAGUGUCGCCACCACGAGCGGGCGCUGCUGGACGUGGAGCGGCGCGUGCGCGAGGACCAGCUGAGAGCUAAAGUGAUGGUCACCCAGCAACAGGCCACCCAGGCAGAGACCCAGCUUCAGGAGCUGCAGCAGCAAAGGAGCCAGAUUGAGAGUUCAGCCUGCACCCUGACCUCAGUGAUCUCCAGAAGAUUCGGUAGCCUGCUACAGGUGCUGGAGAAGCGGCAGGCCAAGAUACUGAGAGAUAUAGAGAUGGCCAAGCAGCAAGCAGUGGGCCAGCUUCUGAAUGAGGAAGAGCGGCUGACUGGCCACCUGAAGGCCUUGGCUCAGUACGACCACAGUGUCCAGGGUCUCCUGGGGCAGGUGGAUGACGUCUUCUUCCAGGAAUUACAGCAGCUCUCAGAGCCCAUAGAGUCCCUCACGCCACUGGCCCCUCCUCCGUGGGAUGAAGAACAGCAGCUGAGCAUCGUGAAUGAGCUGCUCGGCCCACUGUGCGAGCUCCUCCUUGACCAGAACAGCCCCAAGGUAGCGGCCGAAGCUGCCGACGCUGGCCCUAUGGAGACUUUGGGUCCCCCGCCACCAGUCCCCAGCACAGUGUGUCCACUGAGGAAGAAACUCUGGCAGAAUUAUCGCAAUCUGACCUUUGACCCAGACACGGCCAACCAGUACUUACACUUGUCUCACAAGGACCAACAAGUGACACACCAUUUCCAGGCCCAGGGCCCAGCCAGGUCAGGCAGCUUCGAGCUGUGGCAGGUACAGUGUACCCAGAGUUUUCAGACUGGACACCACUACUGGGAGGUACGUGCCUCUGAUCACUCUGUCACCCUGGGCAUCGCUUACCCAAAACUACCACGCCGGAAGCUGGGGACCCACACGGACAACAUCGGUCGUGGACCCUACUCCUGGGGCCUCUGUGUCCAGGAGGACAGUAUCCAGGCCUGGCACAAUGGCAAAGCCCAGCGCCUGCGUGGGGUACCUGGACGGCUUCUAGGCAUAGAUUUGAACUUGACCUCGGGCUGCCUCACCUUCUACAGCUUAGAGCCACAUACCCAGCCGCUGCACACUUUCCACGCGGUUUUCAGCCAACCUCUCUUCCCCAUCUUCUGGCUCCUUGAGGGAAGGACCCUAACUCUUUGCCAACAGCCUGAAGCCAAGUUCCCUCCAGGGCCCCAGGAAGAGACCACAGCACUCAGCUGAGAAGGCACAGACAGGUGCCACCCUGCCUGUGUGCCCAAGAAUGGCUCAGCCUCUGGCUUGAAGAUCAAAGGUCACCGUUCUAAAAGGCAUAGCUGUUGGCUUCUCUGUUGACUCAGAGGACAGAGAUGGGAGAGGAGCCCCUAAAUUAAAGUUUUCUUAUUACUCUCUUUGAAGGGGCCAGAGAAAAAUUAAACAGAAGCCCCAGCCACAUUCUUGGCAUUGCCUGGACAUCUAUCUUAGUCACUGCUCUACUGCUCUGAGGGGAUACCAUGACUAAGGCAACUCUUAUAAAAGAAAGCAUUUAACUGGGAGCUUAUUUACAGUUUUGGAAGUUGAGUCCGUGAUUAUUAAGGCGGGAAGUAGACAGGCAUGGUGCUGGAGC